Gigantopelta aegis is the source of this 1813-nucleotide messenger RNA. RefSeq lists its product as uncharacterized. Bases 902 to 1297 code for a protein of 131 amino acids. The transcript is spliced from 6 exons. Lineage: Eukaryota; Metazoa; Mollusca; Gastropoda; Neomphalida; Peltospiridae. The record is from RefSeq and is a predicted model, not a curated record.
CAUCUGCUGAUUGCCAAAGAGGUACGUCAUUCGGUAGCCAUUUCCAGUUUUGUAAAUAAUGACACAGCAGCAACUCAAAACAAAGGAAUAAAAGCAGAAGCACUUUUUGCAAUGAUGGUGGCCAAACAUAAUCUAUCGUUUAAGUUUGCCGAACACUUUAGGCGAAUAGCACCAGUUAUGUUUCCAGAUAGUGCUAUUGCAUCUGACUUCAAGUGUGGAAAAACUAAAACCACUAUAAUUAUAAAGAAAGCUCUGGCACCUCACUUUAACUCCGAAGUCAACAAACUUUGUAACGGCCCAUUCAGUGUUUUGGUUGACAACUCUAACGAUCGUGGCGACAACAAAAAUCUGGCAAUUCUUGUACGCUGUGUGGAUGAUGAGAUUGAGCAGACAGUCACCAAAUUCUUGGACAUGCCUGUCUGUAACUUGGCCAAUGCAGAGAAUCUAUUCAACACUAUUGACAAGUGUUUCACUGACCGUGGUUUAGAUUGGAUUAACCUGGUGGCUUACUGUUCAGACAAUGCCAGUGUCAUGAUUGGACAACACAACUCAGUAUUAUCAAGGAUCAGACAGAAGCAGCCAAACGUCUUUGACAUGGGAUGCAUAUGUCACCUGACAAAUCUUGUCAUCAAGGCAGCCCUCAAGAAACUCCUGCUAUCACUGGAUCACAUGCUGGUUGAGAUCUAUUCCCAUUUCCUUGUAAGUGCAAAGAGAACUGAGUUAUACAAGUCCUUUCAAGAGUUCUGUGAUGUAUAGCCAGACAAGAUUCUGAAACAUGUUCAAACAAGAUGGCUCAGCCUUGAGCGAUGCAUUAAAUGAACCCUGGAACAGUGGCCAGCACUGAGAUCAUACUUUACAAGCCAUGAAGAUGUGGAGAAGACUGGGAGAGUGAAGAGAUGAGAUGCAACUGUACUUCCUGUUUCUGGAGUUCAUACUUCCACCCCUGAACGAAUUCAACACAACAUUUCAGGCAGAUGAGGUGAAGGUGUGCUUCUUGUACCAAGAAAUGGAGCAGCUUUUACGGAAGUAUCUGGCAAAGUUUGUCACGGUAGCCGUCAUAAAAGGUCGCCCAGUGACAGAGGUUCCCUUCCAGAUUGCAGACAACCAGCUCCCAGAUAACCUGCUGGCUGUGGGCCUCAAAGCAAGAGGGUUCAUCUCCAGUUUGGAUAACACUGAUCUCAUCAACAGAUUCUUCAAGUAUGUUCGAAUGUUCUAUGUGGAGUCUGUGAUAAAAAAUGAUGCAGAAGUUUCCAUUCCAGAACCCUGUUCUGAAAAACAUUGGAUAGAUUCACCCUGACCCAGAGAAGUGCAGCUUAUUCACCACAGAGUUGGUCCUGGCCUGUGCUGAAGGAGUCUCCUUUCCUUUGAGUGAUGCCCUUAGUGAAGAGUUUUUAGACUUAACCUUGAGUCCUCCAGAGGAGCUCCCAUCAAAUACCCUCCAACCAGACACUUACUGGAUCAAGAUGAAGAAACUGAAAGAACUAGAUGGAUCUCCCCACUUCACACAAUUGCUCCAGCUUGCCAUCACCCUGACCCUGAUUCCAAAUUCAAAUGCAGACACUGAAAGGCUAUUUUCUGUGGUUAGACAAAUCCAGACUGAGGGGAGGUCAGAGCUGGAUAAUGAGACUGUGUGUGCUCUGCUGAGCUGCAAAAUAAACUGUUUACAGCCUUUUUUUCCAGAACACUUUUUCCAACGAGACUGAAGUGUUCAAAAAGUUCAACGAAAGUGUACAAUGAUGAACACAAGGGUUGCUAAUUCAGUGAACUGCAUUUUACUAGAGUAUUGAUGCAAUAAACAAAAUCUUCUUUUUUU